AUGACUGUCGAUCUGACGCUCCGGCUGCACCGUUUCAAGCUGAUACCGAUCCUGUAUCACCUGUCGCUGCAAGCAAAGAGCAAGGACGGGCGCGAAACCAUGGUGAUGGAGCACUUUCCUGAGAUGGACCCCACCAAUACGGACCCACACAUCGUUUCUUUGAUCGGGCUGAAGUCGCUGAGCGACCCGAAUCCCUCCUUUGAAGGAGGGAAGAGGAAGGGUUCGAUCGCGAUCUACCUCGAGCCCUGGCACGCCGACGUCUUCGAGUUCCUGGAGCUACGCAAGAACUCUGGCAACGAGGAGGUGAGGUGCAGGGACCUGUUCACGGCUCUCUGGGUCCCGGACCUGUUCAUCAAGCGCGUCGAGUCUGACGGCACGUGGUCUCUCUUUGACCCGGACAAGGCGAGGGGUCUCCCGGACUGCUACGGGGAGGAGUUUGAGGAGCUGUACGAGAGGUACGAGGCGACACCCGGACUCGCGAGCAAGGUGGUUCGGGCGAAAGCGCUCUGGAGCGCCAUGCUCACCGCGCAAGUGGAGGGAGGGACGCCUUACGUGCUGUACAAGGACGCCGUCAACCGCAAGAGCAACCAAAAGCAUCUUGGUACCAUAAAGAGCUCAAACCUCUGCGCAGAGAUCACGGAGUUUACCUCCAAGGACGAGACGGCGGUCUGCACCCUGGCGUCCCUGUCGCUUCCCCAGUUUGUCGCUCUCGACGAUGAGAACAAGCCGACCUUUGACAUGCGCAAACUUCGGGAGGUGACAAAGGUGGUAAUCAGGAACUUGGACCUGAGCAUCGACCGGAGCUUCUACCCGACUCCCGAGGCCAAGCGCUCGAAUAUGCGCCACCGUCCCCUGGGCCUCGGCGUGCAGGGGCUGGCGGACGUCUUCAUGAUGCUCCGGCUGCCCUUCAGCAGCCCGGGGGCCAGGGCGCUCAACAGCGCCAUCUUCCAGAGCAUCUACUACGCGGCGGUCGAGGCGUCCGUCGAGCUCGCUGAGGAGAAGGGCGCGUAUGAGACCUUCCAGGGAUCUCCCUCGUCCAAGGGGCUGCUGCAGUUUGACCUGUGGGAGAAGAAGCCAGCCGAGAUGGGCUACGAUUGGGCCGGCCUUAAGGAGCGCGUGAAGAAGUCGGGCAUGCGCAAUAGUUUGCUUACGUGUGUGAUGCCCACCGCGUCUACCGGUCACCUCCUUGGGAACGUCGAGGCGGCAGAGGCGUUGAGCAGCAACCUGUACGUGCGACGUACUCUCGCAGGGGAGUUUGUGGUGGCAAACAACCACCUCAUGGCGGACCUCGUCAGGCUGGGCCUGUGGAAUGAUCAUAUGAAGGACCAGAUCAUGGCGAAUCGGGGCUCCAUUCAGGCCAUCCCCGAGAUCCCGGACGAUCUGAAGGAGCUGUAUAAGACGGUAUGGCAGAUAAAGCAGCGGGUCGUAAUUGACCUCGCGGCAGACCGCGGAAUCUUCAUCGAUCAGUCCCAGUCCAUGAACCUCUUUUGGCCGAAACCCACCCCUGGGGCCUUGUCCUCUGCGCUCGUCUACGGGCACAAGAAGGGACUAAAGACCAGUUUGUACUAUCUUCGUACAAAUCCUUCGACGGUCCCGACUGCGGUGACGGCGCCUCUGAAGAAGGGAAAGAAGGAUAAGCAGAAGGAGAAAGGCGAGGAUGACGGGCAGGACAAAGACGAGAUGGCAGUGAUUUGCAACGACGAGGUCUGCGUUGGCUGUUCGGGCUGA
Klebsormidium nitens is the source of this 1728-nucleotide messenger RNA. The record is from the annotation of a GenBank genome assembly. NCBI's taxonomy places the organism in Eukaryota, Viridiplantae, Streptophyta, Klebsormidiophyceae, Klebsormidiales, Klebsormidiaceae.